AUGGUUGAUGCCAGAAUGAGAAAAGGAGAAGAUAAGGAUUACGGUUUAUGGUUUUGUGAAUUAGCCAUUUCAAAGAUGAAUAGUUCGUUUCCUUUUGUUGUUCCCAAACUAACAAAGGAAAAUUAUGGACAUUGGAGCAUAUGCAUGAAGGCAUUGCUCGGCUCACAAGAGGCAUGUGAAGUUGUAGAGAAAGGCUAUGAUGGACCAGAGAAUGAAGGAGCUUUAAGUCAAGCUCAAAGGAAUGCCUUGCAAAGGUACCGCAAGUUAUAUCAACACGCUCUCUCUAUUAUUCACAUGGGCUUAGAUGAAGUCAUGUUCGAGAAAGUUGCGUCCUCAACAAAAGCUAAGGAAGCUUGGGAGAUUCUCGAGAAUAAUUUCAAGAGAAUUGAAAAAGUGAAGAAGGUGUGCCUUCAAAUCCUUCGUGGAGAGUUUGAAUCUCUGCACAUGAAAGAGUCUGAAUUUGUCUUUGACUAUUUCACUAGAGUGUCCUCCAUUGUCAAUCAUAAGAAGCGUAUUGUCAUUGAAGAGUCUAAUGACUUGGAUACCAUGACCCUUGAUCAACUCAUGGGGUCCUUGCAAGUAUAUGAAGAAAGAUUGAAGAAGAAAGGAGAACCGAUGGCUCAAGUUCUCCAAAUGAAUGUUUCCUUGGGAGGUCAACAGAAAGAGCAAGGAUGA
Messenger RNA from Olea europaea var. sylvestris, 675 nucleotides. RefSeq lists its product as uncharacterized. The record is from RefSeq and is a predicted model, not a curated record. Bases 1 to 675 code for a protein of 224 amino acids. The transcript is spliced from 3 exons. NCBI's taxonomy places the organism in Eukaryota, Viridiplantae, Streptophyta, Magnoliopsida, Lamiales, Oleaceae.